Podarcis raffonei (Aeolian wall lizard) is the source of this 3067-nucleotide messenger RNA. It is a transcript of the gene TYSND1, whose product is annotated as trypsin like peroxisomal matrix peptidase 1. Gene Ontology annotation, biological process: regulation of fatty acid beta-oxidation; protein processing. Gene Ontology annotation, cellular component: peroxisome. NCBI's taxonomy places the organism in Eukaryota, Metazoa, Chordata, Lepidosauria, Squamata, Lacertidae. The coding region runs from base 323 to 2011 and encodes 562 amino acids. Gene Ontology annotation, molecular function: serine-type endopeptidase activity. The transcript has 4 exons. The record is from RefSeq and is a predicted model, not a curated record.
CCGGCUGCAACCGCAGACUCGCGCGCUUUCGAAACCUUAGGACUUUGCCCCCUCGAGCUGCGCCGGGUAGAGCCCUGUUCGCGCACAGGAGAAGGGGGAUCUCCGUGAGUUUUGCACCUGCUCUUUCCAGCUAAGCGAACAGAUCCCAGGGGGCCCGGGGCAGUCCCCACGUGCCUCCUUCGCCCGAGUUCUCUUGCACAACUUCGAAGCUUCGCCCUCCCUCUGCAAGGCUCUGAUCCCCCUCCUGAGCUGAACUUUUUCCACCAUGCCGAGUGGAUUUCUCUCCCGGUGCUGCUAAGGAAACGCUUUCUUCCUCCCCGCAAUGGCCGAGGCUCUGCAGGUGAUAGCAGAGAAAGCUGGCUGUGUCGUCCGUGUUUCUCACGCGCGCGGAUCUGUGCCCCAAGGACCCUGGAGUGGCAGCGGCGUCCUUUUGACGCCUGACCCGGCCAUUGUCCUCUGCCAUGGCUCCGUCUUCUCUCCUUUCCUCCUGCCAGCCGAGCACCAAGACUGGGCCCAGAGCCGAUUUCUCCUCCCUGAUAGCUUCCCCCCGGACAUCCGGAUCCAAGUGCUUAGGCCAGCAGAAUGCAGUCUUAAAGCUCCCAAUAGGAACUGGCUAGGUGGAGAUCUGGCGGGGAACACCCCAGCCUUGAGAUUCAACCCACUUUCAAAUUGGCACGAGACACCCAGCGGCCUCCGCUGCCACAAGGCCGAACUCAUCAUGAUGCUCCCCUGUGUGCCAUUCCAAGAUGCUUUCUCCAAACUCUUCAACUCCACUGAACAGUGGCGUUUUGGCACAGAGAUGGAGGUUGAAGAGGAAUCCAGCGCCCCGGAAGACGAGGCACAUAUCCUGCCCUGGUUUGCACUGCUGAGGAUCUUGGAUGGCGAUUCCCAUGGUGUGGGCGGGGUGAGCUGCGUGGCGGCCGAAACACUGAGGAAGGGAGACCCGGUCUUCGCCUGUGGCUCCCCGUUUGGCUCGUUCUGCCCGGAUAUCUUCAUGAACACCCUCAGCAAAGGGAUCGUGAGCAACACAUCCGGAGAAAACAAUGCCCUAAUCCUGACCGACGCUCGCUGCUUGCCUGGCACUGAAGGGGGCGGUGUCUAUGCAUUAUCAGAAACCGGCCUUCACUUGGUUGGGAUAAUCGUAGCUCCGCUUUGCUGGAAAUCCAGCGAAUGGGUUGGUCUAACUCUGGUUUGUGCUGUCAACAGUAUUCUACACUGCAUCCGGAGCCCCCUUUCUGGGCCUCACCGGGCUCUGAAAACAUGGCUGAACCCCUUGGAACUUGUGGCCAAGUCUCAAGGAAAGAUGGUGGCCAGAGACGGACCACAUCAGCAAAUGCUGGCUGCUGUGGUUCUGGUGGAACGGGGCCUCACCUGGGGAUCUGGCGUGAUCGUGAACUCAAGACUGGUGUUGACCUGUCGACACGUGGCCAACGGCGCAACAAGUGUCUGCGUUAGGUUGCAGCCCAGCCACGGAAAGAGUUCUGUAGCUAAAGGAAAAGUGGUAUUUGCCACCAAGGACUCUUCUCCCUAUGAUGUGGCACUGGUAGAAUUAGAAGAUGACCUGCCCACUUCUACAGAGCCCGUCCUGGCGUCAGAGUUUUACAAAGGAGAAGAUGUGAGUAUCGUUGGUUUUGGCGUCUUUGGCCAGGCCUGCGGCCCAUCAGUAACAUCUGGGAUCCUGUCAGCAGUCAUCACUGUGGGAGAUGAGCCUGUGAUGCUUCAGGCAACCUGUGCAGUUCAUGGUGGCUCCAGCGGGGGAGCCCUGUUCUCCACGCACAGUGGGAAACUCCUAGGUAUCGUUGCCAGCAACACGAGGGAUAACAGCAUAGGAGUGACGUACCCUCACCUGAACUUCAGCAUUCCCAUCACUGUUCUGCAGCCGGCCCUCUUGGAGUACCUUCAUAGCAGAAGCCUGCGUGGCUUCCGGGAACUAGACAGGGUGAGCCACAAGAUCCAGGUUGUGUGGAGACUCCAAAGAGAGCCUGUGGAGGGACCGCUCAGCAAGCUCUGAAGAACUUCAGAAGAGAGAAGAAAAGCAUUGUUUAUCCAUGCCCUGGUUGAGCUAUAUCUAGAUCAGGGCGGUCCAACUUCUCAGACAAGGUAGGCCGCAAAAAGUGCUUGUGGGCCACACAUUGCCUUGUCAUGCAGGUGAGGGGAGAAAGGCCUAAAUUUGACUCCCCCCGGCCCUCGUGUUGCCUUCCCAAAGCUGGCUAAACAAGGCGCCAGAGCCCUAGAGCCCUUCCACCUCCUUCCCAAAGCUUGGAAAGCAAUAACUAGGCUUUGGGAAGGAGGAGGGAGAACUCUAGGUACCUGUCAGAGACCUCAGUCCUCCUUCCCAAAGCCCAGUGCCUCCUGACCUGGCUUUGGGAAGGCAGUGUGAGAACCAAAGGGGGCGGCAAAAGGCACCAAGCCCUUAGGCCUAUAUUAUUGGGCCAGUGACCCAUGCUUAUGGGUGGGCUUGAAAUCAGCUUUCCUUGGCUGAUUUCAGUAGGGCUGAACCUUUUGCCCUCGUUUCCCAUCAUGCACCUUGCUGUGUCCUUCGCUUCUCCAAGUCUCACUUGAGCAUCAAAACGCCCCCUGUUUCUCUUGAGCUCGUCUCUGCCUGGUCUUCCUUGCUGGGGGGCUCUCUCCUGCAAACCCCUGUGUGCUGUUUCCACCUGUCUUCUGUCAGUUCUUUUUCUAAACCCACUGUUUCUGUAGACUUCGCUCGGCCGUUGUCCUCUGUGCCCCCCUGGGAAGGUGGUUGUUAAGACGCCAGCUCCCAUCAGCCGAAGUCAGCAUGUCAAGGAUCCAGUGAUCAAGGAUGAUGGGAGUUAGCUUGGCAACAUCUGGUGGGGGGGGUUUCCCCUCCCUGUCUUGCCACUUCUCACAAAAAACCCCCUACAUUCUCUCUCUCACACACACAGAAUCACAGAUUUUGUACACAUCUGCAUUUGCUUAUAUGUAUCCCCUGGUACCCUUUCCCUUUCCUUCCUCUGUUGCCUUUAUGCACGGAUGAAAUUUCUACUGUAAGCUCCUGGAGGCUGCCUGGAUUUUGAUUACAUAAAUAAACGAUAACAUAACUACA